AAUUCUUCCACUUUCCCCGCUCUUCAUUUAGGUGCUCCGACCAGUCACAGAGCACCUUCUUGCGCGAGCCAAGGUGAGGCCUUGGCCCAUGCCAUGCAAAUUACCGAGAGCAAUCUGAAUGUGUAGUAAAUGUCGCGAGGGAGCUAGAAAUCACGAGACUGCCAGCGUCCAAUCUUUCAAAGGGAGAUUUCUCGUUAUAAAAUUGGAAGGAAGACGCGACGCGUGCGAUUUGAACUCGCGAGGAGAGAUGGGCCGGGCGGCGAGGUGGUUCCGCAAUCUUUGGAGUUUGAGUAAGGAGAACAAGCAGACUAAGGACUCCUCCAGUACUGAGGCGAGGGCGGAGAAGAAAAGAUGGAGCUUUCGUAAGUCGCAGGACUCCGGCGACGUGACGUUGGGCCAGAACGCAGCUUCGGCGGCGGCCAUCGAGGCGGCGUGGUUCAAGUGCUUCUACGACGAAAGCAAGAUGAGGCAGAGCAAGAACGCGAUCGCUGUGGCCGCCGCCGUGGUGCAUCUCGCCGGAAAUGGAGCGAGCGCCGCUGUUGUCGCCUCCUACGAGUCGGCGGCGGCGGCGGCGGCGGCUGUGCGGAUUCAAGCAGCUUUCAGGGGCUACUUGGCAAGGAAAGCUCACAGAGCUCUCAAGGCACUGGUCAAACUGCAAGCUUUGGUCAGAGGGUAUCUUGUUCGCAAGGAAGCCGCCGCCGCUCUGCACAGAAUGCAGGCGCUCAUCCGAGCUCAGGCCACAGUUCGAGCUCAAAGAUCCCGGAAUCUGAUCUCCGACGAAAGAAUCUUUCUACCGGAGAUCCGCCAUCGGAGAUCCUUAGAAAAGCUCGAGAUCGACGUCCGAGACCGGCGGCUCUCGACAGGCUUCGACGGGGCCUUGCUCGCCAGAAGCCCGAACAUCGUUGAGGUCGACACGUGGCGUGCAAAGCUGAGACCUUGCUGCCGGAACAGUAGUCUCUCUGCUUCAGAGAGCGACGUUUCUAUUCUCCAUUCGUUCACUUCUCCACUUCCAAUUCAAGUCCCGGCCCGGAUCUCGAUCCCCAGCCGUUUCCACUUCCCAGAGAACGAGUGGUGGACCACCGGCAAGAAGUGCCGGCUCCCCGCCACGGCGCAUAGCACGCCACGGUACAGGAAUGACUCGAGCUCCCCUAACUACAUGACGAACACGCAGUCGUCGACGGCGAAGCUGAGGAAGCGGCAGCCGUUGAGCGAGGUGCACCUGAACUCCGGGAUUAGCGGCGCGACGCCGAUGCCAUGCAUUCAUCAACCGCAAGAGCCAUUUGCAUGGAUUCCUCGGCGGGGAAGCAAAGAGUGAAAUUUACCUGCAAACAACGUAGAAAACCUUGUUUUCUUUUUCUGCAAUGAUGAACAAUUCAGGUGAAUUUGGAA
This is a messenger RNA of Zingiber officinale, 1389 nucleotides long. Its product is annotated as protein IQ-domain 26-like. Gene Ontology annotation, molecular function: protein binding. The coding region runs from base 119 to 1315 and encodes 398 amino acids. NCBI's taxonomy places the organism in Eukaryota, Viridiplantae, Streptophyta, Magnoliopsida, Zingiberales, Zingiberaceae. The record is from RefSeq and is a predicted model, not a curated record. The transcript has 4 exons.